Messenger RNA from Cricetulus griseus (Chinese hamster), 2318 nucleotides. Lineage: Eukaryota; Metazoa; Chordata; Mammalia; Rodentia; Cricetidae. The record is from RefSeq and is a predicted model, not a curated record.
CUUAGAUUCGGGAGCCCAAGCUGUCCGGGCGGCGGGCGCAGGACCCCGCCCUUCCGCGCUCGGUCUCCUGGGCGACGGGAACUGAAAGCGAAAGUGGAACCUGCCCAUCGGCUUUAGGCUUCCAGCUGCACGAACAUCUCCUCUGCAUCAUGGCAUCAGCGUUGAAGAUCAGAGACCCCACAGUUUCUGAGAGAACGAUUGUAGUCUCUGGUCUUCCAGUUGGCCUUUUAAAAGACCAGCUAAUGAGGCGUUACUUCCAAAAUGAGGGUGAACACGUGGAAGAGGUGAUAUAUCCAUCAAGAACCAAAGGAGUUGCAUAUAUCAUAUUCAAAGAAAAGAAAGUUGCACAGAAUAUCAUCAGACAAAGGAAAUAUCCUCUGGCCUCAAAGCCUCGGCUCACAGUCUCCGGCUUCAGUGAAAAGGUCUUCAACCAUGUGAUGGCUAUUCUGGAUCUGUCUGUUUUUCGGACUCAAAUUGUGCUAGAAAGCCUGGUAAUGGAUCUGAAAAAGAAAAUCCCAACUUUAAACUUCAGCUCAUUGGGACCCAGUGGGAAAAUCUCUGUGCAAGGUUCAUUUCCGGCUAUCAUGAAGCUUAAACAGGCUUUGAUAUCAAAAGCCAUCUCCCCUUUAGAAAAUCACAGGAAGUAUGCCAGUGACAGGAGAAAUCAGAAUAGACAGAACCCUGGAAGUGUCCUACAGAGAAGUGACAACUCUACAGUGGCACUUGGGACCUCUGUACCUGAGGCUGCCAGAAGUGAAGGGACACUUGUGCUUGAUACAGAUACUUUCUUUUACCUGAAACACAAGUGUGACUUUUAUGAACUGACACUGAACAAAUACCAUAUCCUGUGUCAGGAGAGGGUGGAUGGUGAUGUCACCACUAUUUGUCUACAAAAUGCCCACAACGGGUCUUGCUCUAACAGUGUCAGACAUGUGAAAGAGAUCAUUGAGGAGUGGGUCCAGGGGCUCCACCUUGAGCUCAGAAAAGAGACACUGGUGUUAGAAGGAAGGGGAGAUAGAGAGAAAAGAAAUAUUAAGCAGGCAUGUGAACAACUAUGUUACAGAUAUCUUAGAGUUUUGAUUAAUCUUCACAACACACAUAUCGACAUUAUAGGACCUUCUUCCGACACGUUCCUAUUCAAGACAGAGCUCAUAAAGUGUGCAAAGCAAAAGGUCACUAAAGGCGGGGGCUUAAAUGAGCUCGCCAGACCCAAGAUAAAUGAUAAAUCUUGGACUUACACAGAUAAGAGUAAAUAACAGCAGUGGUCUUUCUGAUCCAGAAGAUGCAGUCUCUAUUCUUCUGAUGCUCUAUGCUAUCCAAGCGAUCGUGAGCCAGCCCCUCCUUUACUUUAUCAGUGGGUUACAUGUGAACCUGAAGCCAUGCCCAAAGGGUGUGGCCACUGCUACAAGUUCACUGGCAAGGCAAGAUGCCACUACAGGUCACCUGAGGUCUCAGCCACAGUAUGGUUGCUUUUCCCCUGAGAAGUGACUGUGCUUGCUUUUCACCUUAUCCAGUUUUCAUGGUGUGUAUCAUUGCCUUCAUGUUAUAGAAGGAGAAAAUAUGAUUUUAGGGAACUUAAAAAUAUUUAUCCAAAGUUAUCCAGCUGACAAGAAAUGGGACUGGCAUCGAAUACAAAAAUAAUACCUAGAUCAAACUGUCAAAACAAAACAAAACCAGCAAAAAACCUCACUAAACUUUGAAGAAAUCUCACUUUCCCCAUAACUACAAAUUAUUAGGACUAGAAAUCUUUCCCGUGACUUAGGUUUGUAUGAUUAUCAUGCUAUUGCUAAGUUCUCAGGAUUUAUAUUCACUCCAUAUAGUGUUACAAUGAUGGCCAAGAUCCCCUGGGUAAGGAGUGUUAGAAUUGUAAUCAUGGGAGAAAUUUGUGUGCUUGCUAUUGUAGUAGAUGAUUCUUGUUUUACAAUGGUGUGUCAUCCAGAUGUGCAUUGUAAGGUCAAAACAUUGUGAGUCCAAAACAAAAAAAAAUGCCUUAAGUCCAUGUAACUUGUAGAACAGCCUAACUUUGCUACACUAUCCUGGUGGUGGUGCUGACUGACAGCCUGAGCUCACUGUGGCUGCUCACCACUGCUGGAGAGCAUGGCACUGUGCAUCACUAGCCUGAAAAAAACUCACUGUCUGGAGCACAGUUUCUACUGGUUAUAUAUUCUUAUUGCACCACAAUAAAGUAAAACUUACAGAAAAAUUAAAUUGUGAGUUGAACCAUCAUUGAGUCAAGCAAGGACGGUCCACAUCCUUGAUCUUAUUCCUUAAAUGCUAUUACUUUAACAGCACGAUAAUAAAGACAAAGGAAAGCUGUA